Alligator sinensis (Chinese alligator) is the source of this 4106-nucleotide messenger RNA. RefSeq names its product cholinergic receptor nicotinic alpha 7 subunit (gene CHRNA7). Gene Ontology annotation, molecular function: transmembrane signaling receptor activity; acetylcholine-gated monoatomic cation-selective channel activity. NCBI's taxonomy places the organism in Eukaryota, Metazoa, Chordata, Crocodylia, Alligatoridae. The coding region runs from base 255 to 1586 and encodes 443 amino acids. Gene Ontology annotation, cellular component: synapse; neuron projection; postsynaptic membrane. The record is from RefSeq and is a predicted model, not a curated record. Gene Ontology annotation, biological process: chemical synaptic transmission; regulation of membrane potential; signal transduction. The transcript is spliced from 11 exons.
GGAAGCUGAAGAGGAAAGCUCUGUAGCAAGAGCCCUGCUGAGCCAAGGCAUUUACACCUGGGUUCUUCAACUUUGGGGUCACCGAGCUGCAAAUCAUGGAGACCACUAACUGAGAAGGACCUCUCAGUUCUGUGUCCCUGCAAGGAGAAUUCCAGAGAAAGCUCUACAAGGAGCUCCUGAAGAAUUACAACCCUCUGGAGAGACCUGUGGCCAACGAUUCCCAGCCACUCACUGUCAACUUCACACUCAGCCUCAUGCAGAUCAUGGAUGUGGAUGAAAAGAACCAAGUCUUAACAACAAACAUUUGGUUACAAAUGUAUUGGACAGAUUACUAUUUACAAUGGAAUGUAUCUGAGUACCCUGGAGUGAAGAAUGUUCGUUUUCCUGAUGGUCAGAUUUGGAAACCAGAUAUUCUUCUGUAUAACAGUGCUGAUGAACGGUUUGAUGCUACAUUUCACACCAAUGUUUUAGUCAAUUCUUCAGGACACUGUCAAUACCUACCUCCAGGCAUAUUCAAAAGCUCUUGCUACAUAGAUGUGCGCUGGUUUCCAUUUGAUGUUCAGAAGUGCAAUUUGAAGUUUGGAUCAUGGACCUAUGGUGGUUGGUCUUUGGACUUACAGAUGCAAGAAGCAGAUAUAUCAGGCUAUAUUUCAAAUGGAGAGUGGGAUCUUGUAGGAGUCCCUGGGAAGAGGAGUGAGAGUUUUUAUGAAUGUUGUAAAGAACCAUACCCAGAUGUGACAUUCACAGUGACUAUGAGACGUAGGACUCUUUAUUAUGGACUCAAUCUUCUCAUUCCUUGUGUACUGAUAUCUGGACUUGCUCUUUUAGUUUUUCUACUUCCAGCAGACUCAGGAGAAAAGAUCUCGCUAGGGAUAACAGUUUUAUUGUCUCUCACUGUCUUUAUGUUACUUGUGGCAGAAAUUAUGCCAGCAACAUCGGAUUCUGUACCAUUAAUAGCUCAGUAUUUUGCCAGCACUAUGAUUAUUGUUGGUCUGUCGGUUGUUGUCACUGUUAUUGUUCUACAAUAUCAUCAUCACGAUCCAAAUGGAGGGAAAAUGCCCAAAUGGACCAGAAUCAUACUUCUGAACUGGUGUGCCUGGUUCCUGAGGAUGAAGAGACCAGGGGAGGAUAAAGUGCGCCCUGCCUGUCAGCAUAAGCAACGUAGGUGUAGCUUGUCCAGUGUGGAGAUGAAUACUAUGAGUGGACAGCAGUCCAGUAAUGGAAACAUGCUCUAUAUUGGGUUCAGGGGGCUAGAAGGGGUCCAUUGUACUCCCACCACUGAUUCUGGGGUAAUCUGUGGGAGGAUGACUUGUUCACCAACCGAGGAAGAAAAUCUCCUGCACAGUGGGCAUCCCUCUGAAGGUGACCCAGAUUUAGCUAAGAUCUUGGAAGAGGUCCGCUACAUUGCAAACCGGUUCAGAGACCAGGAUGAGGAGGAAGCUAUUUGCAAUGAAUGGAAGUUUGCUGCCUCCGUGGUAGAUCGUCUCUGCUUGAUGGCCUUUUCUGUCUUCACCAUCAUUUGUACGAUUGGUAUUUUAAUGUCAGCACCGAACUUUGUGGAGGCUGUGUCUAAAGAUUUUGCUUAAUUACCUAGCUGUAAAUCUGCAAAAUGUCAGUAGUCCUCUGAGGUUUGUCAUGUAGCAAAUAUAUGGAGUACAUGAUCUUUAUUUUCCACCCUUAUAGUUCAGCACUACUGAAAAUCAGGCCUAUUUUACCCCAGUCAAGUUGGGCAUAUAAAAACAGAGGCAGCCCAAGUCAUUGAUUACUUCUGAAAAUUGAAGCUACCAACUUCAGUGGGAGCCAGCUGUGAGAUCACAGAACCUUAUGUUCAUUUAUGUAAUUCUUUCAUUCAGGGGUAAAUUAUUGCAGGUUAGCUUCUACUUAGCACAGGAUAGAGUAGAAAGAUGAAACAGAUUGGCUUAAUCCGUGGUAAAUUCUUCUCCUCUCACCUGUUUUGAAUCUGUAUACUUAUGUUGUCUGUCCAUACCCUGAGACUUGUUUCUUGAAUGUCAGGCUCCUAGAGAGAAAAUCAUGUUGGUUAUUUACUGGCAUUACCUGGAUUUGAACUGCAGAAUCAGAAGGAAAGGCCUUUAGUGAGUUCCUCAGCCCUGUUCAGGGCCCUUCAUGUCAGCAAAAAAGGACCAGACACAUGAAAAGGUGAAGUGAAAGUCCUGUGUUUGACCAGGGAACAGUUCUUCUGGCAGAGUCCCAGCAGAAAAGGGCUAGAAGGCUGCCUCCCAUCAGUCUCUUUGAGAGCAGUGAAAUGGGGGCCUGUUGGUAGUGGGAAGAGGAUAGGGAUUACAAGGACUCUUCAUGCAUCUGUUAUGCAAGGUGUUUCUCUAGUGUUUGGUGGGGCAGACCAGAAUCAUAUAGGUGCAAGGAGCCCUUAAUCCAUUUAGCUCCUGGCCCCCAAAUGCUGUGAAGUCUGUUCAGUGCAAAAUCUUAACUGUGAUAUCAACAGUUGAGCAAAUAAUUUGUAUUUAUUAAUGUAUUCACUGAUAUAUUUGUUAGGUGUCCUUGUGGGAAUAAAUAAGCUAUUUUUCAUAUGUAUUUGUGCAGAAAUAUUUACCAAAUAAUUCCUGAAAAUAAUCUUUGUGGAUUGCUCAUAAGCAAUUCACUGCGAAGAGUCGGUAUUUGAAAUCUGAGCUGUUUGUUCAUUUGAGUAGAAUAUGCGUGUCCACCCCAACUGGAUGAGCUUAGAACUGGCUUUCUGGUGUGAAAAAGUAGGUUUGCGUUGGCACAUUUUCGUCUGCAAACGUUGUUUAAAAUCUCAUAUACAAAUGUGCUGGUUCAGCAAACAUUCCUGUUCAGAAUAUUCACCAAAUGCGAGUGCAAAAGGGGGCACCCACUGAACCAGAACAAACUGUUGAUUAGACCGAUUAACCCUGGAGUGUGUUGCCAGCUGCCUCAAGUUUUUACUAGCUGAGAGCAAUUCCCUGCCUCCAAAUGGGGAUUUUUAAGACAGCCAUUUAAUCAGAAGAACUGACAUACUUGGUCAAACAACAGGCCCAUCUACCUAGUGUGAUAUCUCAUCUCUCAUAGUGGCCAAGAGUGGAUGCUGCGGGGAGAGAGUAUUAAUGCCAAGCGUACCCAGACUGACCUGUCUGCUGACCCUCUCUCCCUACAGCUUCCAGCUUUCUAAAAUUCCUUUUAGAAGGGAAUUUUAAGGUGAUUUUGCUGAAUGGGGACAUGAUUUUGGCACCAUGUACUGGGCUGGCAGAAUGUUUUUGUCAGACUUGUAUUUAUAUUCUAAAUUCCUUCUGAUGGGAAGCAGUAUAAACAUUUUAUUUAACACAGAUGGGUUUUUCUUGCUGUUGAAGGACCUUUGUAGCAGGAUGGAGAUAAUGGUUCAUGAUUUAUGAUAUUGAGGUCCUACGUGAAUAGACUACAUGAGGAAAAUUGGGACCAACUAUCCCGCCCUGAAGCAGCUCGACCAGUGGUAGCUAUGUUGAAUGCCACACUAAAGAAAUCAUGCAUGUUAGGCAACAUGGUGGUCAGCAGUCACUCUGCUACAGGCAUCUUGGAAAUGCACCAUGGAAAUGUACUGAUGAGCUGAGUCCCAAUUUUCCUGGUGCUGACAGAGCAUGCCAAACAGGUUGUCACUUUAUAGCCAUUGGCAGCAAGUACAACACAGUUUUUUUUUAUUAUUAUUUUUUAAGGUACGUUAUCAUGCUGCUUAAGUUGUACAUUUUCAGAUUAAUGAGCUGAGCAAAACUGGUAGUUUUCUUACCAAAUCUGUGUGUGUUCUAUGUAUAUGUGUACGUGCUAAGAAACAUUCUGGUCUAAAUGCUGGGAAAAUGCUCAUUUAGACCCCUGUACAUCAAGAUGGGAUUUAACUACUAUAUAGUACAUGUCUAUAACAUAUGGAACAUAUUUCAUGGUAAUGAUCUGUUAUGAUCUUAAAAUGCAGAGCUAUGGCAUUUUUGAUAGUAGAGCCAUGAUUGAGUUCUGAAACAUCCGAGUGACAGAUAAAAAGCUCACUCGAAGCUCAGCUACCAUGUACAGUAUUGUGUGUGAAAUGUAUAUUACUUUCUCUGGUUUUAUAUAGAAUUGUAUUGAAUAUGAAGAAGCUUUUUAAUAUUUAAAAUUUAAAAUUUAUUUAAAUG